GCAGCUGGGCGCUAAUUAAUUUAGACCCUUCUCCCGCUAGGCUUUAAGGAGCGGGGAAGCCCCACGUCGGAGAAGUGCAGCGUCCCCUCCCGCAGUGGCCCCGCACCCGGAGCACUGGGGCUGCCCCCGCUCCGCCGCCCCCGGCCCGCAGCUCCUCGCCCCCGGGCCCGGGGAUUGGCCCGGCGGAGGCGGCAUCAGCGGCGGGGGGGGCCGCCCCCACCCUCCCUCCUCCUCCCUGGCCCCGCCGCCCCCUCGCCCCGGUGCGGCAGGGCCAACCGGGAGACCCAGACGCAGGCAGCCACCCAGCCGCCGCCGCUCCGCGCCCGGCCGCCCGCCCGCAGCAUCCCCCGAUGGCCGCCCGCCUGACCUGCUGCCUCCUGCUGUGGGCCCUGGGCCAUGGGGGCUGCCGCUCGCCUGAGGGGCAGGGCGCCGGCGGCCCGCCCGCCUGCCCCGUCCCGCCGCCGGCCGGCCCGGCCUCGGCCGCCCCCGGCCGCGACCCCCGCCGCGGCUCUUCGCCGCCCCCUGCGCUGGGCAGCAUCGCUCAGGACAUGGUAGCUGUCCACAUGCUUAAGCUCUACGAGAAGUACAACCGGGAAGGGAGCCGGCCCGGCGACGGCAACACGGUCCGCAGCUUCAGAGCCAGGCCGGAAUUCUUGGCCCAGAAGCCCUUGUACUGCUUCAAUCUGACAUCCAUGCAGGAUUCAGAAAUGAUCCUUGCUGCCACUUUUCACUUCUAUGCUGACAAACGCCCUCGGCACCGGGAGGUGUUUUGUAAACGGUCCAAGAACUCAUCCUGCCGCCUCCUUCACCUGCCUCCAGUCCUACGGCUCAACCUAGUGUUCCAAAGCAUUCACCAGAAUUCUGCCUAUGGACUAGUGAAAGGGAACAUCACUGUGCUUCUUCAAAGGCGAGGGGCUUGGCAUGCAAAGGACAUUUCACACAUUGUAAAAGAAUCAAAACGAGCUGGAGAGCUCAUUCUCUGCGCUGAGCUUAAUUCUGGGGAGAAGCACCAGGGCUUCCCCGAACAAGUUGCCAGCCAUUUACCUUAUAUACUAGUUUAUGCCAAUGAUCUUGCCAUCUCUGAACCUAACAGUGUGGCAGGCACCCUACAGCGUUAUGAUCCGUUCCCUCCCAAUGACGGGGACCCAAAUCUGUCCCCUAAUGCUUCUACUGAUACUCGAGUUAGGAGGGAUACCUACCUCGCUAGGUCAAUUCAGAACAAUGAGUUGCCAGAAGUAGAUUAUAACAACAAUAAAUACAACAAACAUGACAUAUGGGAGAAUGCCUACAGAUCCUUGAAACCAAAAGCCUCACGCAAAGAUCGAAGGAGAAAAGGGCAAGAAAAUACAGAAACACUUAAAAAGUCUCAGGUGCUAAAUUUUGAUGAGAAAACAAUGAAGAAAGCAAGGCGAAAACAAUGGAAUGAGCCAAGGAUUUGUUCAAGAAGAUACAUGAAAGUUGACUUUGCUGAUAUUGGCUGGAAUGAAUGGAUCAUAUCUCCCAAAUCAUUUGAUGCUUACUACUGUGCAGGUGCAUGUGAAUUUCCAAUGCCCAAGAUUGUCCGGCCAUCAAAUCAUGCUACAAUUCAGAGCAUCGUGAAAGCAGUAGGAAUCAUUCCUGGCAUCCCAGAACCCUGCUGUGUUCCUGACAAAAUGAGCUCACUCAGUGUCCUGUUCUUAGAUGAGAACAAAAAUGUUGUUUUAAAGGUAUAUCCCAAUAUGUCAGUUGAAACUUGUGCCUGCCGAUAAGUUUGUACAAACACAUCUCUAACAAGGCCUACAGAUCCUGCCUGACUGCUCUGGGAAAUUGUAAAGGAGAAAUGAAUCCAGUUGUGUUGAGGAACCAAUGCAAGUCUCCAAUUCCUCUACAGAAAGCACACGGAAAGACUGAAAAAAUGCACGUGCUUGCCACGAAAGAUAGGCCGUACUGUCGUAAUUUGUCUCUCAUAUUCAUCUUCCAGGAAUUCACUACUUCUACAGACACCUUCCUAACCCACCUAGCCAAGAUACCUGGUGUUUAGAGAGCAAUUUAAGUGUAAAGUUUUCCAUAAUCAAAGGACUAAAAUAUGUUUUUAUGUGUUAUUUUCUGACUAUUUUAUCUCUUCAGUUAACCAAGAAGAUGGGAAGUGAACUUGCAGAGGCAGGCUUAUUUUAGAAUAUCACUUUUGUACACAAAUAAAAAGUUUUUGCCUAAAACACUCAUACUCUUAAUAUGCAUAUUUAUACUGAAAAAUGCUGUAAUAAAGGGCUUAAAAUGUAUAUUUUCUUCAGGAUGCAAGUAUAGUUCACUGCAUAAGUUUUCAUUUAAACAAUAUGUUAAUAUAGUCAUUUUUGGUUACCCUUCCUUAAUAUAUAAUUUGUUCAACAAAAGACAUAUAAUAUCCCACAUUUUUGGUUUGCUGGAUAAUUUCAGGUUGUUAAACAUAUUCUCUGAGUAACACAUACAAUAUAGUAAUAUGUUGAAAUACUAAAAUAAAAUAACCGAGAUUUAUAUUUUUGUAAAUUAUUCUUUAUAUCCUCUAGAUUGUUACAUGCUUUUAACAAAAGCUAAUAAAUUAAAGGUACAGUAGUAUCUAAAAAUAUUUGAUUGUUUUUCUAUAAAUGCACUCUCCUACAUUCUGUUAAUUAGAUGGAAACUUGUAAAUACAUGUUAAGCUUGUCAUAAUGCACUUCAAUAGAUUAAAGACAGAAGGAAAUACUAUGAUCAUCCAGACUGACCUCCUGCAUAGCACAGAUCAAAGAACCUUGCUCAGCAGUUUCUGCACCGUGCAUUAUGGAACUUCUGUUUUAAGCUUGGGAAUAUCUUUGAAAAACAUGCAUAAAUUUGGCUUUAAAGAUUUCAUGUGAUAGAAUAUCUCUACUGGACUACAAGUAGUUGUUCCAAAAGUUAGUGCUCUUUGUUCAUAUGCAGUGGCUUAAUCCUAGACUGAAUUUGAUGAGCUUUAGCUUCAAUUCAAUGGAUCUUACUGUAACCUAUUUCAUUAGAUCCCUUUUAUCUAUUAUCCAAAAUACUUUCACUGUGUAUUUUUAGUAUAGAGAGUAGGGUCAAGUUACAUUUUGGCUAAGAUUUAAAUAGAUUGAUUUCUUAUUCUAAGCCUUAUAACAAUUUCUCACAGCUCUCUUCUGAACUCUUUCCAGAACUUUCAUUAACUUUCUUUUCAAACAAUGAACAUCAAAAUGGGAAACAUUUGGCAGUGGUUCCAUUGGAAGUCUUUAUAGAAAUAAAGUCUCUGCAUCUCUAACUCCUACACAAUCCCCUGUUGAUACAUUUAUGGUAGCCUUUUAACUGCAGCAGUCUUUUCAGAGCUGGUGUUCCCAUGAUGGUGUCUGUCAAUACUCUGAGUGUUCCCGUGUUCUAGGACACACUUGCCACAUCCUUCAUUUUCACCCACCUGCUGUACAAUAGCAUAAAGAGAUCAAGGGUGGAAGAAACAUCUGAAGUCCCUAAAGUAGCACAAAUUAUGAUAUGGAGUGCUUCCUCCUCAAGAAACAGUCUAACCUUAGGCAUUACCUCCUGCUAUUAAGAGCUGCUUUUUUAAAGAGAAGGAUAGUACACGCACUUCCUUCUGAUGAACAAAUAACUGGAAGGCUCCUAUCCUACUGAGGUUCUGGGUAUCUUCUGCCACCAGUUUUCUGUGCUCAGGUGGUGCAGUUUCUCAGACAGCAGAGGUUUGUAAAUGUGGUGCUUCCUGCUAACGUACAUAAAAGCAAGAUUCAGCACUCGUGGGAGGCUUUGCAAGGUUACUCUGACAGCAGUUCUUGCUAAUUCUUCCUAGAAAGCUCUGACUAAGAAGUAAAAAGUUCUGUGGUUCCCUGUAGUGACUGCCAGUUAUGACUGACAAAAGAUCACUGAUCAAGUUUCCAGUUCUUCUCCCAAAGUACUUUUGUACUUUGUAAAUUGCUACAGUAAUUUACACUAGAACUACUGGGAAAAACCUUUGUAUAGUGUUGCUUUUAGAGAUCUCCCUUAAAAAUGUACAAUCUUGUGUUUUUAUAAAUCAUGAGAAACUCAGCUACAAUUGAUAGAGUAAUGCUAACGUAUAAAGAAAAAUUUAACAGUUGUCAGAAUGUCAUUAUUCCUACAGAAAAGCCAUAAGCAUAGCAUCCUAUAAACCAUUCUGCUCAAUGCUUGAGUUUAUAGAGAAAAUUACUGGUGAUAAACACAGGUCAAGAUAAUUCCACUAACUACUCCUAAAAGAAAAUGGUAUGAGUAAAGACAGCUAAAACAUGAAAACAGCUGAUACUAGCCAGCAAAGUGUUAAAACCCAUUUUUUCUAAAACAAAUCCAGUUUCAUUCUUUCAUGUCACUGUUUAAUUGCCAGAGGUAACAGCAACAGCUACAAUGUACCUAAGUUUUUGUGGAGUAUUCAAUUCACUUACCAAGGUUGCAUAAUUAAAAUAAACCACUGGACAAUA
Messenger RNA from Passer domesticus (house sparrow), 4415 nucleotides. It is a transcript of the gene GDF10, whose product is annotated as growth differentiation factor 10. NCBI's taxonomy places the organism in Eukaryota, Metazoa, Chordata, Aves, Passeriformes, Passeridae. Gene Ontology annotation, molecular function: cytokine activity; growth factor activity. The transcript is spliced from 3 exons. The coding region runs from base 351 to 1748 and encodes 465 amino acids. The record is from RefSeq and is a predicted model, not a curated record. Gene Ontology annotation, biological process: osteoblast differentiation; positive regulation of osteoblast differentiation. Gene Ontology annotation, cellular component: extracellular region.